AUGCCUCCCAAGCCGGUCAACCCCCCCAGUGCCCCCGUCCUCAAGCAGGCCAUGGCAGCGAUUGUCCAGAGACAGGCCACGACCAAGUCCAACCUUGAGAAAGCAAGGACGGAACUCAGCAACAUGCAGAAGAAGAACAGUUCCGGGGUUGAGCAGCAACGGGUCAAGACCAAGAUCGCGAGGCUCGAAUCGGAGCUGGCUGCAUGGCCUGCUACCUACCAAACCGAGGUCAAGCGAUGGCUCCUUGCCCAGCCGUCUGUCAGUACCGGUGCAACCAAGGCUUUGCCCCAGGAAAUCAAGAACGAGAUUUCCAAGUACCUCCAGACUAACCGCAUCGCCCAAAUCGAGCGGGAGGUCAUCAGGAAGUAG
Messenger RNA from Chaetomium fimeti, 369 nucleotides. RefSeq lists its product as uncharacterized. The coding region runs from base 1 to 369 and encodes 122 amino acids. The record is from RefSeq and is a predicted model, not a curated record. NCBI's taxonomy places the organism in Eukaryota, Fungi, Ascomycota, Sordariomycetes, Sordariales, Chaetomiaceae. The transcript is spliced from 3 exons.